Knipowitschia caucasica is the source of this 267-nucleotide messenger RNA. The record is from the annotation of a GenBank genome assembly. NCBI's taxonomy places the organism in Eukaryota, Metazoa, Chordata, Actinopteri, Gobiiformes, Gobiidae.
AUGCGGAACCAGAAGCGAUGGUGGGGGAUCGUCCGUGUGGAGUCUGUGAAGAGCUCCCUGGUGGGCGGCCAUCUUGUUGGCAGAGCUCAUGGGGAAGUGAGACCGAGCCAGAGGUUGCAGAGUUCACGUGAGGCUUUGGGGCCACCGCGCUGCACCGGACCCCAGGAGCCUGCAGGGAGCGCUGAUGUGUCAGGGGUCAUCCUCAUUCUCACCAAGUUAUACGACUUUCACAUCGGCAGUGUGACGGAGAGCACUCUGUGGAGGUGA